AAGUGACAUUCACAAAUUCUCUCUCAGGUGCCACCUGGCCCAUAUCUGAUACGCCGUACCAGUUCCCACGCUCGAUUUGGCGCGUCAAAACAGUCAGAUUAAAAACAGAAAAAACGUUGCGAGAAUUUCAAAGUCUGUGUUUUCACUUUUGCUUUCCCUCCGGCCUAAAGCUACAAAUAGUUUCUUUUCUUUUGGUAUAAAAUGCCUGAAAACUCGAAUAUCCCUGACUCUCCAGUUUUUAAUGGCCUUACCAACCUCUUCAAGAUCUGAACCAUCUCUCCUCCUCCCAUUCUCAUUCUCACCAGCUUCUUCUUCUUCUUCUUCAGAGCCAUGACAUCUUAUUCUCCGACUUUCCGCCAUCUCUCUCCUCUCCAACUCUCUCGCUCGCACAACUACUGCUCACUCUGUACGGUCCCUCGUCUUGGAUCCGUUUCGGCCUUUUCGCCCCCGAGUUACGAUCUUAAGUUGAUUGGACCAAGUUUCCGAAGGCAUGGACGCCGCUAUCGUUAUAGUGAUGUUGAUUUCGGUGCCUUUGAUGCGGAUGCAGCUGAUGUAGCACCACUUGAUGAUUGGGGAAACCAUGAAGAGUCUACAGGUUACAUGAUUUAUUCCAGCGGUGGUGAAGAUAGUGAUGCAGAGUUCGUUGUAACUCCCGUGGCCGAUAUUGAUUUGCCUGCCAUCACUGUAUCAACUAAUGAGUCUCUAACUGUGACUGCUCAUCGGUUUGCAUUGCUUGGGAAACAGCGUAAGAAGCACAGGAUCAGGAAUGGAGUAUUACUCAACACUGGACUGAUAAUUUUCUUAGUGGUGGUGCUUCUAUAUGUGGAUUGGUGUGCAUGGCGGAUUGUUAGACUACCUUUGUCACCAUUUCACUUGACCUGCCCCUUUUUCAUAUCAGCCGCUUUAGCUGCAUGUGCGGGAUACGUUUGUGUUCCAUUUCUCUAUGUCUUGAAGAUUCGUCAAAUUAUCAGGAUAGAAGGGCCUGUAAGGCACUCCUUAAAGAAAAGAACUCCCACUAUGGGUGGGCUAUUUUUUGUACCAGUUGGUGUAAUUGUUGCGAAAUUCAUUGCCGGUUUUUCUUCUGUCGAAGUUUCUGGAGUAGCUCUAGCAACUCUUGCAUUUGCUGCAAUUGGGCUACUUGAUGAUACAUUAAGCCUUAUCAAGAACCAUAACACUGGUUUAUCCGCAUGGACAAAAAUUAUUAUGGAGGUAGCUGUUGGAAUCUGGUUUUCAUAUUGGUUGCAUACAACAAAAAUAUCAUCACCCUAUGGCAUGAAAAUGUUGGUUCCUCUACCUGCACUGGGCCUUGUGUGCCUGGGUAAAUGUUAUCUGGCGUUGGCCUCAUUCUGUUUUGUUUCUAUGGGAAAUGGGGUUAACUUAACAGAUGGUCUUGAUGGGCUGGCUGGAGGGACUGCUGCGUUGGCUUUUAUAGGAAUGUCGAUCGCAGUGCUUCCAGUAUGUUCUGACCUUGCUAUAUUUGGAGCAUCAAUGGCAGGAGCUUGCGUUGGUUUUCUUUUGCACAAUCGAUACAAGGCAUCUGUAUUCAUGGGUGAUACGGGAUCUUUGGCACUAGGCGGAGGGUUAGCUGCAAUGGCUUGUUGCACAGGGAUGUUCUUUCCAUUAUUUGUUUCAUCUGGCAUCUUCGUCGUGGAAGCCUUAUCGGUUAUUCUGCAGGUAUUGUACUUCAAGACAACCAAGCGCAUGCACGGAGCUGGUCGUCGUCUCUUUCGAAUGGCGCCGUUUCAUCAUCACCUUGAACUAUGUGGGUUGAAAGAACCAGUCAUUGUUGGUGGUGCAUACGUUAUUUCAUCCACAUUGGCGUUAUGCGCUGGCUAUCUGGGUCUGAUUUCUGCAUAACAUUUGGAUGAUGGACAAUGGACUCCUUGUUGUUACCAUUCUUUGUAGUUACUUAGGAUCACUAAAAUUAUUUCUUAUAUGAUGUAAGGUUUAUUUAUUUGUAAUUCAACAGCUUGCUCUGAAAAUAUAGUAUAUUUACAAGUCAAACCCUGUAUGCCAAUUUUUUGCUUAGAAGACUGAAUACCAGUUGUAGUUCGAUACGUUGAUCACAAGUAUAUUUGACAAUUCGUAAUUU
Molecule: messenger RNA, 2092 nt
Organism: Prunus persica (peach)
Lineage: Eukaryota; Viridiplantae; Streptophyta; Magnoliopsida; Rosales; Rosaceae
Product: phospho-N-acetylmuramoyl-pentapeptide-transferase homolog
Exons: 8
Coding region: 331-1857 (508 amino acids)
Biological process (GO): cell wall macromolecule biosynthetic process; cell wall organization
Cellular component (GO): membrane
Molecular function (GO): phospho-N-acetylmuramoyl-pentapeptide-transferase activity
Source: RefSeq, a predicted model, not a curated record